GGACUGCUUUAAGUUCGUUUUCAGUCCACACGGCGGGACACGAGACAGCACUGAUCUUCCGAGAGCAACGAGGCUCCAGAAUUCCGCCGAAAAAAAAAAACACCGACGAGCGAAGCCACAACAUCCCAAAGCCGCUGUCAUCUGGAUGCUUGAGGAGUAAAGAUAAAAUUGUAUCCGCUACCGAUGAUUGACGUUUCUUUUCUGAAGAGUCUGCGCUCCGUCUGAGGAUUUAACAAAGGUGGGAGACGCGACCGCGGUCCCCAAAAACAAGGGGGAGGUAUGAUCUUUAAGAUAAGCCUAUUUGGGGUCAUGCAACGGCUAUAAAUGCACAUUGAUGAGCAGAGGGAGACAGGCUGGCGAAGGCGAAAGAAGUGGCUGUUUUGAGGGGAGCAGUAGAGGAUCGUGUGCUGGAGAUGUCUCUGUGGAUGAUCUUACCCGUCAGCCUCCCAGCUCUCACCAUCACUGGAAUAUGGGUCGUGAUGUAUAACCAGUCAUGUGAGGAGGAUCUGGUAAUGCAGAGAGGACCAACCUUGUGCUGUACUCUGGACAACGUCCCUCUCAUAAGUAAAUGCGGGACUCUUCCUCCAGAGAGCUGCUUCUUCAGUCUCAUCUGCAGCACCGGAUCCUUUAUGGUGAUGGUGAUUGUGUUGCUGCGCUAUGCCCAUGUGAUAGAGAAACACCAGAACUGUGUGUUGAACACAGCAAGUCUCUCCACCGGCUGGAUCUGUGCUGCUGGACUCAUUAUGGUCGGCAAUUUCCAGGUGGAUUACGCUAAAGUUCUCCACUAUGUUGGAGCAGGUGUGGCCUUUCCCACCAGUAUGCUGUUUGUGUGCUUGCAGUCUGCACUGACCUACCGCCUGGCCAAGACUCAGGGAGAAUAUAACAUGGGUCAUUUGCGCCUCUUCAUGACCCUGCUGGCCUUCGUAGCCUUGGUGCUUAGUGGGGUGUUUUUUGUCCAGGAGAGUUUUAUCCUGCAACAUGCUUCAGCCAUUUUCGAGUGGGUCUUCUGUGUCAUUAUUAUGCUAUUCUAUGGCACAUUCGCUUUUGAAUUCGCCGGGAUAUCUAGUGACACGAUGAUGGUGCUGGCCCGAGGACAAUCUUUACCCUCCGUAAGCCGAGACCACAAAAUGGAGUCUCUAAGUGGAGCCAAUCAGCACCAACCAGAGAGUCUGUCCAUAUUAUAACCCCAAGCUCUUUUAACACUAGAAGAAAAACACUUCAACCGCAGAGGGAAAGUAACAGAAACUGGUGUACCUUUGCCAAAGAAUCCAGCUCUGAUUUUGCACAUUUUGGAGAGACUUCUUUACUCUCUGGGGACCUUUUGAAUCUAACAUCUUCCAUGCUGGGAAAAACAAAAGUCAUCGCCUGGAUGUGUCUCUUAGAAGUCAUUGGGAUUUCGAAGUGAAUAAAUUAAGAACUACUAGUUGGCUAAACUUUCUGGUGAAACCAGAGGAAUGCUACAUCAGUUGCUUAAUAAAAACCCCAACACUAAAGCAUUCUAACAUGGUGCCUUAACAAACGUUAUAGUGCCAAUUUCAGACCUUUCAAGACAAUGAAUCCAAAAAUGCUGUUUUCUGUGCCUUUGUUUUUUUUGUUUUUUUUUGUCCAAAGGUAGAAAUGGUUAAAUCUUAUAAUGUUUUGUCUGUCCGUCUGUUAACUGAUCAAAGUGUUUCAUUUUGCCUUAAUCACCAUAUGCUGUCUGAAAUGUCUUGUUCAGGAGAUUGUCAUUACCAUUGUGCCUUAAACCAAAAGCCAAAUACAGCUAUUUAAUAGACAUAUACUGUACGUCCAUAGUCUAAAUCUGAAAACUGCCUUGAAUAUACAAGGCAUGUAUAUUUUCAUAUGCAUUGUAAAGAGCAAAGCUGAACGAGAUCAGCAAAAACCUCUCGCGAAACAGGCGAAUAAGCUUAUUAUCACGUUAAGUCGCCUGUAAUUGGUGCCAUUCCAGAAGUCAUGUUAGAGGCAAUGAAUAUUGCUGUACAUAGUGACCAAAUGUAACUAAGAAAAGAGAUAGUUUGUCCUGAGGUCAUUGUGAUUGUUCCCUCUUUCUGUCAAUGUGGGAACUGUCAUGUGUUGUGUUUUGGUUGGUUACAAGGAAGCGUAGCUAUGAAAGUUGCCCUCUUAGAGAGUGGCUAGUUUAUGUGUUCACACAAAAGGUCUUUGUGGGCUGUUUUUUGCAGACAAAAUGACAUGCAGCAGGACUGCUAGUUCAUAACUGUUUUUGUUUGUUUUAAAAAUAAGAGAUGAAUCUUGGUUUACAGCGGUCUUAUGUUUUCAUACUAACAACAUGACAAACAAAAUUUUUUUUUCAAUCAUUAUCAUGGGAGUUUAGUCAUUUCAUUUAUCAGGAUAAGAGCCAUAUUGAUGCUUAUCACCAUCUGAUCUACCAGUGCCAUCCUGAAAAUAUCUUACAUUCUCUGUGCUCAGGAAGAUCUGUUUCUUUCUUUCAUAAAACUUAUUUCCAUGCUCAUGACUGUGUUGAUCACCCACACUUAAUGGGUUCAACCAAAAAUUACAGUUCUGAUAUUAAUUACACACCCUCGUGUCCUUUCAAUCUCCUGAGACAAUUAUUAAUCCUUGUAACACAAAUUAAGCAGCCUGAUCUUACAAGAAAAUGUAAGUAUUUUACGUUUUGUCAGUUUUGUGGCUAAUUCAUACGAAUUUGUACAAGUUCAGUCGUAUGAAAAUGUACGAUUUAAAAAACCCAACCCCACCCUUAAACCCCACUGUCAUUGGAUGAUGAGAAAAUCAUACUAAAUUGUACGAAUUAGAUCUUACGAAUUUAUACGAAUUAGCCACUAAAUCAAAAAGUUACAAAUUGCCAUGAGAUUGCGUUGAACUGACAUAUUUUAGAUAUAAUUCGAGAACCCUCUCAUCCUCCAUAGAAUGCAAUGGCCCAGAAAAGAAACAAAGAACAUUGUCAAAAUUGUGUUCAAGAGUUCACUCUUAGAUAUAGCUUGAUAAUGUUAGCAGGUUUGGCUUGCUGUUCUGGAAGAGAACCCUGAGCUUGGAGAUAAGUGAGUUCAAGGCUUCCGCCAGGUCAGUGAGCAUGUAAGUGUGUACGAGAUCAGGUCCUCCUUGAUUAUCAAGGGGCAGCCCAAGAGGAAUAGGCCACACCACACCAGCACAUACCCAAGCGAUGAAAGCUCAGUACUAAAGUACUCAUAUACUGUUCCUAUUGGUUUAUUUAAUUAUCUUAUGUCACAUGUCUUUGGACUGUGAGAGGAAACUGUAGUAACCGGGGGGAGACCCAUGCGAACUCGGGGAGAUCAUGUAAACUCCGCACAGACAUGCCAACUGGCCCAGCCGGAACUCGAACCAGUGACCUUCUUGCUGUAAGGCAACAGUGCUAGCCACUGAGCCACCAUGCCACCCAAUCCUGGAUUAAUCUAUUAAAGCAGAGGGAGAUUGGGGAAUAGUUUUUUUUUUUUCUUUCAAAAAAUGAAGAUAUGGGAUUAAAGUUAGACGGGGCAUUUAUAUUAAGUGUGGAAUGAUCCGAUCGGCUUGCUAAUGAUCACAGAUGGGGGACCAACCUCGAUCAAUCAUAUCUUGUGAUACUCUCAAAAUUAGUUUGUGAACUUUACUUUUAGCGCACAAAAUUGUUCAGAGAAGAAAGCUCUCUGAUCUCAUCUAAAAUCACUUAUUUGGGUUCCAAAGAUAACUGAAGGUAUCAGGGUACUGGAAUGAUACGAGGUUGACUAAUUAACAACAGAAUUUGCAUUUUUGGGUGAACUAAUGCUUUGGGUUUUAUCUUCUUAAAGUAACUUAAAUACUAUCUUGAAAAAAACCCAUAUUUUUUUUUUUUUUUGUCAUUUAAACCAAUCUUUCAUGUACUUCUAAAAUAUUCUUAAUAUUGCUUGAAGAAACAGUUUAUUUAUAAAUAAAAACAAAUCACUGUUCACCCUCAUGUUGUUUCAAAACUAAAUGCUAUUUUUUCCCCUGUGGAUAUAAAAUGGACAAAUGUAAAGAUUUGGCAGCUCAAUUGUGCACACGACAGUUCUACAAUUGUAGUGACUAUAAUAUAAAAUAGCUCAUAAGAAUCGUUUGGCAUAUUAUCAGCACAAUUGCUAUGGAUGAAAUACAGAUGAACCUUUUCCAUUGGCUGAAUUCAUCAAAUCUAAUUUCCAUCGCGUUUAGCUUUAAGUACCGCAGAAUAAAUUGUGAUUUUCCUCUAAAUAAUUAAGUUUCAUUGUCUUCUUUUUUAAAUCAAGUAUUUAAAAAAAAAAUUGAACGUAACGUGCUGUGCUACAGCAAUGUAUGUGUUUUUGGAGCUUAUUGUAAAACACUUUGGCCAGAUAAAUGAAAGCAAACCAGUUUUGGUGAUUAAACCCUAUAGUCCAGAUUUACUAAAGGAAUAAAAUAAAAGCAAUAAUGAGGAAAGGAUACUUUUUUAUUAAUGACUUUAUUACAUUUGCAGGAGUUUCCUUUUUUAGAUGCAAUUUUUGGAGUAUUUAAAUUAAUUAUGCAAUGUGAAAUAAGGAUUUAGUCAGUUCUCUUGCAUUUGCAUCAUUUAGCACCCCCAAAAAUGGUUGCAAACCUUAAUGAGUUUUUAUUGUUGGUUGUUGAACACAAAAGACAUUUUGAAGAAUGUUGGAAACUGGAUAUCGAUAGUAGAAAAUGCUGCUAAAAAUAGUUAUUAAAAAUUCCUAAUCAAAAUAUCUCAUUUUGUGUUCAGCAGUAAAGAAACUCUUUCAGAUUUGUAAUUUUCAGUAUUUCUUUAAAGUGUAGUUUUUUGAGUUCAUUUUCCCUGUCACCUUUUGCCUAGACUGGUGUUCCUACAUAUAUUAUCUACUAGUUUGCUUAAACCUGGGCUUUUGACAGUCAAUAGCUGUAAACCUGCUGCAAACCUGCUGACAUUCAACAAGACUCACCUCUUUAAUGUCAUAGCAGAAAGCAAAAAUACCUUCAUGUGCCUUUGUUUCAACCAAAGACUGAGUCAAUGAUUGGAGAAAUGUUUUGAUUGGCAGGAUGUGUUUGAUUGUGCUGUAAAUUUGCCUUAAAAUGUAUGGAAAUAAAGCAGAAUCAAACUCAUCA
Danio rerio (zebrafish) is the source of this 5034-nucleotide messenger RNA. NCBI's taxonomy places the organism in Eukaryota, Metazoa, Chordata, Actinopteri, Cypriniformes, Danionidae. The record is from RefSeq and is a predicted model, not a curated record.